This is a messenger RNA of Lotus japonicus, 3432 nucleotides long. RefSeq names its product probable LRR receptor-like serine/threonine-protein kinase At1g06840. Bases 236 to 3100 code for a protein of 954 amino acids. Gene Ontology annotation, molecular function: ATP binding; protein kinase activity; protein binding. The record is from RefSeq and is a predicted model, not a curated record. Gene Ontology annotation, biological process: protein phosphorylation. Lineage: Eukaryota; Viridiplantae; Streptophyta; Magnoliopsida; Fabales; Fabaceae. The transcript is spliced from 20 exons.
UUUAUAAUAUUUCAGUUUUCUGAAAAAAAAAUUCAAAAUCUUCAGGUUAGAAUAUAGAAAUUAAGGGUAUAUAUAUCUUUGCUAUUCUUGUAUACAGUUUGAUUAUGCAGGACAUUUUAGCUAGCUAGCACUUGCGUGGACUUGCUUUUGAAAGGGGUAUUCCAUUUUGAUUGCUGCUAGGCUUUAAUUUGGAGUUAGAAGCAUAGCAUAAGUUCAGGAGAGAUAUUUAAUUAAGAUGUCAGGUCGUUUCUGCUUUGGGAUCAUGUAUCUUCCAAAGAGCUGCACAUCAUGUGAAGUUGUUCUCUGCCUUUUGUUAUGCUGUUAUUUCCUGUUAGUUGCUGCUCAGACUCAGACUGAUCCCACCGAAGUUGACGCAUUGAGAACCAUAAAGGAAGGUUUGAUUGAUAUCAAUGGAAAUUUGAGCAGCUGGAAUCAUGGAGACCCAUGUACAUCGAACUGGGCAGGGGUUUGGUGCUCCAAUACAACAUUAUCUGAUGGCUAUCUACAUGUUCAAAAAUUGCAACUAUCGAAUAUGAAUUUAUCCGGAACUUUGGCACCAGAUAUUGGUAGCUUAUCUCGUCUCGAAAUAUUGAGCUUUAUGUGGAACAAUGUAAGUGGGAGUAUACCCAAGGAAAUUGGCAAUAUCAAAACUUUAAAACUCUUGCUCUUGAAUGGAAACAAAUUGACAGGUCAGUUGCCAGAAGAGCUUGGAUAUCUUCCAGCCCUGGACCGAAUACAAAUCGAUCAAAAUAAUAUCACAGGAUCUAUACCUUUAUCAUUUGCAAACUUGACCAACUCACAACACUUUCACAUGAAUAACAAUUCACUUAGUGGGCAAAUCCCACCACAACUUUCUCGCUUAGGAAGCCUUCUUCACCUUCUUCUUGACAAUAACAAUUUUACAGGAUAUCUCCCCUCUGAGCUCUCUGAGAUGCCGAGCUUAAAAAUACUCCAACUUGAUAACAAUAACUUUGGUGGAAAUGGAAUUCCAGAUUCUUAUGGGAACAUGUCAAAAUUAUUAAAACUGAGCCUUAGAAAAUGCAAUUUGAAAGGACCAAUUCCUAAUUUAAGCAGGAUACCACACCUUGGCUAUCUCGACCUCAGUUUCAAUGAAUUGAAUGAAUCAAUUCCUACCGAUAAGCUUUCUGAAAAUAUCACAACAAUAGAUUUAUCAAACAACAAGCUUACUGGAAAGAUUCCAUCAAACUUUUCUAGUCUUCCUCUUCUUCAAAAGCUGUCGAUUGCAAAUAAUUCAUUGAGCGGCAAUGUUCCUUCAAACAUUUGGCAAAACAAGACUUUAAAUGGAACAGAAGUACUUCACUUGGACAUGGAAAAUAAUCAAUUUACAAGCAUAUCAAGUACAAAUCUUCCUCCAAAUGUCACACUCUUGCUUAAGGGAAAUCCUUUAUGCUCAAACAACAACACCUUAGUUGAGUUUUGUGGAUCUGGAAAUGACAAUAACAUUAAUGGUAACUUCAAUGUUGUCUGUCCCAGCCAACCAUGUCCUCCUCCUUAUGAAUACAAUGCAGAGUGUGUUUGUGCAGUCCCAUUGCUUGUUGAAUAUCGAUUGAAAAGUCCAGGGUUUUCAGAUUUUCGUACAUAUGUGGAACCAUUCAAGAGCUUAUUGACAGAUAGUCUUAAUAUACAAAAUGACCAGUUGUACAUCCAUAGUUUCACAUGGGAAAAAGGGCCUCGAUUGAGAAUACACUUGAAGCUCUUUCCUGCAAAUGAUGCUGGUAAUGGAAGCUCUUAUCUUUUUAAUACAAGUGAGGUCAUUCGGAUCAGAAACAUGUUCAGAGAAUGGAGAAUGCAUGAGAGUGACCUUUUUGGGCCUUAUGAACUUCUAGAGUUCAUCCUCUUGGAUCCUUACAAUGAUGUGACUACCACAUCAUCAAGUUCUGGUAUAAGCAAAGGUGCACUAGCUGGAAUAGUCUUGGGUGCAAUUGCUUGUUCAGUUAUAGUAUCCUCAAUUGUUACCAUUCUGAUAUUAAGAAUACGCUUGAAAGACAAUAACACAUUUUCCAGAAGGCGUAAUGCAUCAAGGAUUUCAAUACAAAUUAAUGGUGUAAGAUCAUUCACUUAUAAAGAGAUGGCCUUGGCUACCAACACUUUCAGCAAAACUAAUGAAAUUGGAGAAGGAGGAUAUGGGAAAGUUUAUAAAGGUGUUCUUCAUGAUGGAAUUGUGGUUGCCAUAAAACGAGCACAAGAAGGUUCAUUACAAGGUGAAAGGGAGUUCCUUACGGAAAUAAAAAUCCUAUCAAGGCUACAUCAUCGGAACCUUGUGUCCUUGAUUGGAUACUGUGAUGAAAAUGGUGAACAGAUGCUAGUAUAUGAAUUUAUGCCAAAUGGAACUUUAAGGGAUCACCUUUCUGCUUAUUCAAAAGAACCUCUUAGUUUUGCACUGAGAUUGAAGAUUGCUUUAGGGUCAGCUAAAGGUCUUGUUUAUCUACACACAGAAGCUGAUCCUCCAAUAUUCCACAGAGAUGUGAAGGCCACCAAUAUAUUAUUGAAUUCUAAAUUCAUAGCUAAAGUUGCUGAUUUUGGACUUUCAAGACUUGCCCCAGUUCCAGAUAUUGAAGGCAAUUUGCCUAGCCAUGUAUCUACAGUGGUAAAAGGGACCCCGGGCUACCUUGAUCCAGAGUACUUCUUAACUCAUAAGUUGACCGAUAAGAGUGAUGUUUAUAGUCUUGGUGUUGUAUUUUUGGAACUUAUGACUGGGAGGCAACCAAUCAUCCAUGGUGAAAAUAUUAUUAGACAGGUUAACAUGGCACACCAAUCUGGUCGAAUAUUUGCAGUCAUUGAUGAACGUAUGGGAUCAUAUCCUAUUGAGUAUGUGGAGAAGUUUUUUAUGUUGGCCUUAAAUUGUUGCAAAGAUGCCCCAAAUGAUCGACCUAACAUGGUAGAAGUGGUUAGAGAGCUCGAAAAAAUUUGGUGUAUGAUGCCUGAGUCUAAUGGGAAGGAAGUUGAAUACCCUACAAGUGAUUUCGAAACAAUAUGCAGUUCACAACCUUCAUCUUCUGUAAAGUACUCUUCUUUCAUUUCAGAUGUAUCAGGUAGUGACCUUGUUAGCGGAGCUAUACCAAUCAACAAACCAAGAUAAAAGUUGAAGAUUAGACUUAGCAGACAUAUUUGAUCUAAUAUGAGAAUGCUAGUGCCUGCAGUUAAAUUGAAUAAUGAAUUAGUAUUGGUAAUUUUCAUUUGUUUUUAUGAUUGAUUCUUUUUAUACUACCUGUUGUAGUUAAAUGGCAGAGCAUUGACUUAUAAUACAUCGAUUUUGUACAUCAUCGCAAUGUAGAUUUCUUUUUCAUUUCUUUCUGAGAAGAUUAAGUUUUCUUAGCUGGUUUGACUUCAUUGUGAAUGCUACUUUCUAGCAGGGAAUCUUGAGAAUUCUCUGAUUCAUUAGUUCCAUGCAUGAUGGCAUGUUUUGGCUUC